Molecule: messenger RNA, 4020 nt
Organism: Suricata suricatta (meerkat)
Lineage: Eukaryota; Metazoa; Chordata; Mammalia; Carnivora; Herpestidae
Gene: IQCE
Product: IQ motif containing E
Exons: 24
Coding region: 245-2335 (696 amino acids)
Molecular function (GO): protein binding
Source: RefSeq, a predicted model, not a curated record
AGCCCCCGCCAGCACAUGCACAGGCCGCCGCUUCCAGGAAGGCCUGCCGGUCGCCGCGCCCUCGCCGCUCGGCGCCUUUAAGGGCCCGGCCUGUGCCAAGCCUGCCCGCGGGGCAACGGAGCCAUACUGCGGUUUAAACCUGAGUGAGCUAACACAGAAAGUCUUCUCUCGGGAAACGACAUCCUGGCACAGGCAUCAGGGAGAUGACAGUCUAUCCGCAAUUACCUUUGACUCUGAGUUUGAGAUGAAAGCAAAAAGGAAAAGUUUCCACAAACCUCCACCCACAUCACCAAAGUCACCUUAUCACUCCAAACCGAGGAAAGUGGCAUCUUGGAGAUCUCUGAGGACAGCAGCAAGCAUGCCUCUUGGUAACAGAGUGUCCUUAACCCCACAGAAGCUGUGGCCGGGAAGCUCGAAGCAAGGAAGUCUGACCCAGCCCCUGAAGUCAGACCUGACCUUGGAGCAUGCAUGGGCCAGCCCCCCCAGCACUACUCCUGACUAUCUGGCAGCGGCCUUAAGAGUGAAGAGGUCCAAUCUCAGGCGUUCUGCCAGCCAUGGUCAUGUUCCCAGGACCCCUAUCUACAGAGAAAAGGAAGACAUGUAUGACGAGAUCAUUGAGCUGAAGAAGUCCCUGCACAUGCAGAAAAGUGACAUGGACCUCAUGAGAACAAAGCUCCGGCGCCUAGAGGAGGAAAACAGCAGAAAGGACCGACAGAUAGAGCAGCUCUUGGACCCAUCUCGAGGCCCGGAUUUUGUUCGGACUCUGGCAGAGAAAAGGCCCGAUGCUGGCUGGGUCAUUAAUGGGCUGAAGCAGAGGAUCCUCAGGCUGGAGCAGCAGUGCAAGGAGAAGGACAACACGAUCAACAAACUGCAGACCGAUAUGAAGACCACUAACUUGGAGGAGAUGAGGAUCGCCAUGGAGACGUACUACGAGGAGAUUCAACGUCUCCAGACUCUCUUGGCAAGCUCCGAGACCACAGGAAAGAAGACUCCAGGGGAGAAGAAAACAAGCCUCAGAAAGCAGAAGAGAGUGAGCAGCGCCCUCCUGAGCUUGUCUCGGAGCAUCCAGGAGCUCACAGAAGAAAACCAGAGCCUGAAGGAGGACCUGGACCGCGUGCUGAGCAACUCCCCCGCCAUCUCCGCCAUCAAGGUUCCGUCAGGUCCCGUGGAGUGGAGUCAGGCCCGGCUUCCCAGACGGACCUCAGAGCUGGAAAAAAAAAUAAAUUUGAUGGAAGGCCCCAAAUCACAGACUUCCGAAGCGGACAAGUCAAGUGGCCUGGUGCAGUCAGCGUCCAGCUCUGCCGUGCCCCGGCCACCGCGGUGUGACCAGCAGCAGGAGAGCGAGCAUCUCCGGGAGACGGUGCAGAGCCUGAGAGGCGAGCGGAAUGCCCUGCAGGUGCAGCUGCAGGCGAAAGAUUUGGAAGUAAGAAAGCUGCUGCAGGCAAACGCUGACUUGCAGAAGGAGCUGGAGAACGUGAAGGACGGCGAGGAGGAGAGAAGAGGAAGGGAGGAGGCUUUGAGAGAGGAAAUUCAAACACUUAUCAGGAAGUUUCGAGAACUGGAAGAAAUUAAGAGACAAGAAAAAGACGACCCCAUGGAAAUGACUCUUGAGACCCCGGAAGAACCUUCCCUUCCCACCGGCAGGUCCUGUCAGCAGGACUCGAAGCCGGGUAUGAGUGAAAAGGGCUCCUCCUGGCCCCCGUCCACCUGCUCCGAGGGCCGAAGAGACACGGCCGCCAGGGUCCUGCAGAGCCGGUGGAGGACAUACAGAAACCAGAGAAAAAGGGCUAUUCUGGACGAGGUGGCCAUGGUGCUUCAGGCCGCGUUCAGGGGACACGUAGCGCGGGCGAAGCUAUUAUCCAGCCAAGCAUGUUCUUCGGGAUCUCCUGGCCCGCCCCACCAGGACCCUCCAUCCCCACACUUUCCGAGCCCCACCAUCCAGGCUGAGGGCAGCCCAGGACAGGAGGAGGCCAUCACCGCCAUCCAGUCCGUCCUCCGGGCACAUCUGGUGUGGCUCAGCGCUGCCAGUCAGAGAACCAUCACCACAGCUUCCAGGAGGAGGGGGCCCCCUCCAGCCACACACAGCCAGCUGUCAUCUCCACCCUGGCCUGCCACGUCUCCUGGUCCAGAGAACAGUGAAGGAAGCAGUGGGGAGGCCACGCAGGGGCCGUCGGCUGAGGCUGAGGCACCAGAGAAGCCAGUAGCCCUGCGGCUCCACUCUGGGCUGUCCUCUCCCUCGGGACCGGGCCCUGCAGACGAUGGCAGCUCCGACGACUCCGAUGAGAUCGUGGUGGCUCCAGCUGUGGCCGCAGGGAAGACUGCUUCCCCACCUUAGGCCCCAGGCCUGCCCCUCACAUGGUGACAGCCCUGCAGGGAAGCUUGGGGUUCAGAGGACACAGCAUGUCCUAGCAGAUGGCUAACUACAACAGGGAAGUGUUUUUAUCUUGUUAGGAAAGAGCUCCCCGCUCUGCACACCUUAGCGCCCUCAUCAGUUCUUCCAUUUGGUUUGCUCGCCUGUUUGGUUGGUUGGUCGGUCAGGGAAUCCUGAGUGCCUUGAUUUCAUCUCUGGGAAGGGCCAGCUGGGCUGGUUUUCAGUGUCACACAGACAGAUGCUACUGCACAGGACAGGGCAGCCGGGAGCCCUGCAAAGACACGUUCUCAGGAGCGGCUUCCUGGCCACCCCUGGCCUUGAGCUGGGAAGACUGGCCCUGUCUAGCGCCACGACACCUCCUUCUCCCGCCAUCUUCCCUGGCACCACGCGCUCUGAUCUCCACCUGGCAGGUGAAGCUGGACAUGCCAGGCCAUACCUUCUGGAAGAGACAGGACAGACCCUCGUGACAGGGCACAGUGUUUCUGUCUCAUGAGAGAUGAAGACGUCGGGGCCCCGAGAUGGGCUCAUAUUCCUCAGGCUCCUCCUCCUGCCCCUGUCCACCUUCACCUGCCAUCAUCCCCAUCCUCAGGGCCCUGUCCCCAAGAGCUGCUGUACGCAGGGAGGAGUUUGGCGGUAUCUUGUCACUGGGUACGUCAAGCCUUAAAAGGUACCAAACUCCGAUCGCAAAGUAGUAUCAGGUUACCCUUUGAGGAGCACAUUGGGGUGAGCUGUCCCCAGGCCCUGGGAGCAGGAGUGUGGGGCUCACCCCAGGGGAGGGUUCCAAGCAGGCCACGGGUGGGGGGUGCUCUCCCAGCCUGUGCCACACAGAGCUCCCCCUUUGUCUUCGAGGUCAGCCCUUGCUGCUGGGACGCGAAGCGCCUCAGGCCUGGGUGGGAUGCCAAGGGUGCCCCGUGCCCCUAGGUCGGGCACCCAACUUUCUACAGGUCCCACAGCUGACGUUAGAAAGCUCACUCUUGCUGGAAUCUGGUCCUUUUGAGGGUGAAACUUGGGGAGUAGGACAUUCUUCUUUGGGGAAACCCAUGGGCCCUCCUCCCUGAGGUCAGGAAGCUUCUGGCGCCAGGACCGGCGGGGCACUCCGUGGUCACCCACCCGGAGUCGGCAGGACCACUGGCCGGGCUCUGUCCACACAAUGGCUGGAGGAAAAGCUCACCCAGAAGGCUCGGCUUGUUUAGUCUUGUUGGCUCAGCCUGUGGGCUACGAAGUCCAUUUUCUUGUUUCUUGUGUUUCCCACUGGACCAACUGGUACCCAGACCGGAUCCGUUGUUGCUUCUGGCUUGUUUCAUGCAUUGGGUCUGUUCCCCAGUGACACGACCACCCUCAUCUGGGUCCCGGGCUCAGACCUAAGGUUCUGUAGGGGCUGGACAAGCGCUGGGGGCCUGCCCGGCACUCAAACAAUGGGCAUUUCUGCCCUACUUACCGUUUGGGCCUGGAGAACAAGGCCCCACAUGGUGUCUAGGCUGGCCUGGCGCUGUGACCAGAGGGGCCUGGCCAGGGGGUGGCCCGAGAGAGCGAGAUCAGCCUGUGCGCCUGCGUUUCCCAAAGAGACACCCCUGAGAUUUGUAAAUAUGUACAUUCAUCUGCCUGCGUGCCUUCUUCUUGUUGAUCUAUUAAAAGCAAACAUUCUCGAA